Adineta ricciae is the source of this 975-nucleotide messenger RNA. Lineage: Eukaryota; Metazoa; Rotifera; Eurotatoria; Adinetida; Adinetidae. The record is from the annotation of a GenBank genome assembly.
AUGGGAAUAAGAUGUGUAACUGCUUCUAAUGGGUUCAUACCUCAAGUAAAUCCUGUGUGUCCUUGUGAAAAAGGCGAACGUGGUGAGAAAGGUUAUCCAGGUGUUUAUUGUGGCUAUCGAUAUAAUACAUAUGCAAGAGAUUGUCUGUCUUCUCGAAUCAAUGUAGAACGCUUAGCUCUUUCUAUCCGGCAAUUAAUAACUGAUACAAAGAUUGUUUACCAAAGAGCACGAGCAAACCCUUGUGUUUGUCAAACAACAUCAUCUCCAUCUGUUGUAUCAAAUCCUUAUCAUUUUGAUUAUCAGAUAUAUGCACGAUUGAAAGGAGAUAAAGGUGAUGCAGGCCAAUCUUGUGCAUUGAACUACAAGUGUACGAGUGUUUCCUACGAAGGAAGCGGCAAUAGAAAAGUUAUCGACCUACUCGGACCAUACGGAAGACUGAUACCGAUAGUUUUGGGAAAUACGGAGACCUUUCCAGUUCAUGAUCAAAAUUUACCUGCUAAAAAAUCGCAAUGUACGAUUCCAUUGCCAUGUCCAGCAUUACAUAUCUUCGCGCUGGGCCCCUAUGCACGAAAAAUGUGCAGUACAAAACGACCAACAGUGUGCUCAAAACUAUCGGAAUAUGAUGAUCUAUGUGCACGUGUUUCGAAACGACACCAACUGAAAGGUUUUUAUCGAGCAUUCAUAUCGACCAGCACACAAUGGUUAGCAAACCUGUUCGAUGGAGUUUGUUUGGAUGCUAAAAUUAUGAACAUGCAAGAACAAGUUCUAUUUGAUUCAUUCGAAGACAUCUUUGAGCAAAAACCGCUACAACACGACAUUCUGGAUGUACAAGGAUUGAAACCGCAAUUUCAAUACUGGUGGCAUGGCAGUCUUCCAAAUGGUACUGCAUCAAGUGACACUUGUCUCGAUUGGAGUCGACAAGAAUCUCGCUUAUCGGGCAUCGCCAGUCGUAUCCCUAACACGAUUCAAAUGUAG